Cryptococcus amylolentus CBS 6039 is the source of this 7826-nucleotide messenger RNA. RefSeq lists its product as hypothetical. Gene Ontology annotation, biological process: long-chain fatty acid biosynthetic process. The coding region runs from base 29 to 7549 and encodes 2506 amino acids. The record is from RefSeq and is a predicted model, not a curated record. NCBI's taxonomy places the organism in Eukaryota, Fungi, Basidiomycota, Tremellomycetes, Tremellales, Cryptococcaceae. Gene Ontology annotation, cellular component: fatty acid synthase complex. The transcript is spliced from 9 exons. Gene Ontology annotation, molecular function: fatty acid synthase activity; enoyl-[acyl-carrier-protein] reductase (NADH) activity; holo-[acyl-carrier-protein] synthase activity.
ACGUUCCCUCUCUCCUCAGCCACUCACCAUGGCCUCCCUCUUCUCAUCACAGUCCCCCUCCCGCCCCCUCGUCCUCAACUCCCCCGCCGCCAGGGUCUCCGUCCACGUCCCCGCCUCCCCCCUCUCAGCCUGGGUCACCUCCCAGGUCCUCGCCCAGGACUUUCAGGACGCCAUCGCCAACGACGACGAGCCCGUCCCAGAAGUCGAAGAUGAGGAAGGCGUGCCCAAGGCCCCUUCCCAGGAGCCCCAGAUCAAGCUCCUCGCCAAGUUCUUGAACUUUGUCGCCGACCGUGUCGCACAGGACGCCUCAGAAGAGCUCGCCCAGGUCCUCUUUGCUGCUUACUCUCGGUUCAACGAGCUCUUCCUCGCGUCUAUCAACGUGCACUCUCUCGUCCAGUCUUUCGACCCCGAGACAAGAGCAGAGAUCUUGAAGGCGUAUUUCAAGGCGUUCGCGGCUGCCAGAGAGCAGUUGGGUGACAAGGUCCAGAUCGCCCACCCCUCGUCGUUGCUGGAAGCCGCCAAGGCCGGCAAGACCGAGCUCUAUGCUCUGUUCGGUGGACAGGGUGUCAACGAGCACUACUUUAACGAGCUCGCCCUGUUGUACGACACUUACACUCCUUUCGUCGCUCCCGUCAUCUCUGAAGUCACCGACCUCUUGAUCUCUCUCGGCCACAAGGCCGGCCAGGACGGCUACACCUAUUACUCUUCAGGGCUCGACGUCCUCUCAUGGCUUGACGGCUCUGCUCCCCGACCCAGCGUCGAGUACCUCGGUUCCAUCCCCCUCUCCAUGCCCCUCAUCGGUGUCACUCAACUCGCGCAAUACGUCGUCUCUUGCCGUGUCGCCGACCUCUCUCCCGCCGACAUGCGAGAUAUCUUCAAGGGCGCUACCGGUCACUCUCAGGGUGUCAUCUCUGCCGUCGCUGUCGCGUCGUCCAACAGCUGGUCCAGCUUGUACGAAAACAUCCUCAAGGCUGUCAAGCAGCUCUUCUACAUUGGUCUCCGAGGCCAGGAAGGGUUCCCUCUCUUGUCUUUGGACCCCAAGAUCGUGUCCGACUCUGUCGAGAACAACGAGGGUGUCCCCUCUCCUAUGCUGAGCGUCAACGGUCUCGGCGUCAAGGCCCUCGAAGGCCACAUCAAAAAGGUCAACUCUCACCUUCCUUCCAACUCUCAAAUCGGCAUCUCUCUGCACAAUGGUCCCACCAAUUUUGUCGCGACUGGUCCCGCCAAGGCCCUCUACGGUCUUGCCGCUGCUUUGAGAAAGGUCAUGGCUCCUUCUGGGCUUGACCAGAGCAAGGUCCCCUUCAGCAAGAGGAAGGCCGUGUUCACCAUGAGGUUCUUGCCCGUCAACGUGCCUUACCACAGCCACUACCUUGAGGGUGCUACCCAAAAGGUCGAGAAGGAUUUGGGAGAGGAGCUCUGGUCGACCAGUGCUUUGGGCAUGCCCAUCUACCACACCGAGGAUGGUUCCGACCUCCGAUCCGCCGCCUCCCUCACAUUCUCCCUCUGUGACCAGAUCUUCACCAAGCCCAUCCACUGGGUCAAGGCCUGCAACUUCCCUCCCACCGCUACCCACGCCAUCGACUUUGGUCCCGGAGGCAAUAGCGGUAUCGGACCUCUUACCAGCCGAGUCCUUGAAGGUCGAGGUGUGCGAGUCGUCAUUGUUGGCGAAAAGGGCAAGGCUGCUGCCGAGUUUUACGACGCUUCCAACAUCAAGCGAGAGCCUGUCUGGGCCACCGAGUGGUCCCCCAAGCUUGUCAAGACCCUUGACGGGAAGGUUCACAUCGACACUCCCUUCUCCCGUUUGCUCGGCAAGCCCCCUAUCAUGGUUGCCGGUAUGACCCCUUCCACUGUUGGCGCCAACCUCGUUGCCGCUACCCUCGAUGCUGGCUACCACAUCGAGCUUGCUGGUGGUGGUCACUACAACGCCAAGGCUCUCCGAUCCAAGGUCGCCGAGAUCCAGAGGCGUGUCAAGCCCGGAGUUGGAAUCACUUUGAACGCCUUGUAUAUCAACCAGCGUCAGUUCUCCUUCCAGUUCCCUCUCUGGCAAGAGAUGCGCAAGGAAGGCCUUCCCAUCGAAGGUUUCUGUGUCGCCGCCGGUAUCCCUUCUUCCGAGAAGGCUACCGAGAUCAUCGCCGCCCUCAAGGACGCUGGUAUCAAGCACAUCUCCUUCAAGCCUGGAAGUGUAGAGGGUUUGAGGCAGGUUGUCAACAUUGCCGCUGCCAACCCCGACUACCCCAUCAUCCUCCAGUGGACCGGCGGUCGUGCUGGUGGUCACCACUCUUGUGAAGACUUCCACCAGCCCAUCAUUGCUACCUACCCUUCCAUUAGGCAGAACCCCAACAUUUCUUUGAUUGCUGGUUCCGGUUUCGGUGGCGCCGACGAUGUCUGGCCCUACAUCUCUGGUGAAUGGUCCGUCAAGAUGUUUGGUCUCCAGCCCAUGCCUUUCGACGGUGUCCUCUAUGCUUCCCGAGUCAUGGUCGCCAAGGAGGCCGACACCUCUGCUUCCGUCAAGCAGCUCAUCGUCGACUGCCCCGGUGUCGACGACGCCGCCUGGGAAGGCACCUACGACAAGCCCACCGGUGGUAUCCUCACCGUCCGUUCCGAGCUCGGCGAGCCUAUUCACAAGGUCGCUACCCGAGGUGUCAAGCUCUGGCGAGAGUUUGACGACACUGUCUUUGCCCUGCCUAGGGAGAAGCGUGCUGCUUGGCUCGAGAACAAGCGAGACUAUGUCAUUGACAGACUCAACAAGGACUUCAACAAGCCUUGGUUUGGCGAGAAGGCCGAUGGUACCGUCACUGCCGAUAUCGGUAAAAUGACCUACGAGGAGAUCACCAGGAGGAUGGUCAGGUUGAUGUACGUCGACAAGCAGGACAGGUGGAUCGACGUCUCUCUCCGAAACCUCGUCGGUGACUGGUUGAGGCGUGUCGAAGAAAGGUUUGCCGGUGUUGACGGCAUUCGAACCAAGGAGUCUCUCCUUCAAUCCUUCUCUUCCCUCGACAAGCCCCUCCCCACUAUCGACUCUUUCUUCAAGUCUUACCCCCGAGCUCAGUCUCAACUCGUCGCCGCCGAGGACAAGGCCUUCUUCCUUGCCAUCUGCCAGCGACCCGGCCAGAAGCCCGUGCCUUUCAUCCCCAUCCUCGACAGCAGCUUUGAGGUCUGGUUUAAGAAGGACUCUCUUUGGGCCGCUGAGGACAUUGACGCCGUCUUUGACCAGGACCCCCAGAGGGUCUGUAUCCUCCAGGGUCCUAUGGCUGUGAAGCAGUCCAACGUCGUUGACGAGCCCAUCAAGGACUUGCUCGGCAACAUUGAGGACCUCCUUGCCAAGAAGAUUCUCAACGAGUACUACGGUGGCGAUGAGAGCAAGAUCCCUGCCAUCGACUACAUUGGCGCCAAGCCCGGAAACCCCAAGACUGGCCUCUUUGCCGAGACCGUCUCUGGUAAUGUCCGAACUUUCAAGAUCGGCAAGGCUGUUCCUUCUGUCGACGACUUCCUCGAGGUCAUUGCUGGCCCCAACGUCAGCUGGCUCCGAGCUGCUUUGACUUCUGUCAACGUUGUUCACGGUACUGGAUACAUCUCCAACCCCUUCCGAAGGGUCUUUACUCCCCGCACUGGUCAGACUGUGGAGAUCAAGUCUGUUGCCGGACAGGCCACUUCUGUGACCGUCUACGGCGCUGCCAGGUCUUUCGGUCCUCACCCCGCCGACUUCAAGGCCGUCGAACUCACCUUUGACCCCAAGACCAACGCUAUCGACCUGGUCUUGAACGAGGAGCGUCGAGGCUCUACUGUGCCCCUCAAGUUCAACUUUGCCUACCACCCCGAGCAGGGUUACGCCCCCAUCCACGAGGUCGUCAACGGCCGUACCAAGGCCAUCAAAGACUUCUACUGGCGCUUGUGGUUCGGUGACAAUGAGCAGCUUCCUGCUCUCAAGCUGGACACCACUUUCACUUGUCCCGAGGUGGCGGUCGACGCGACCGAGGUGCAAAAGUUCUGUGACGUUGUUGGCAACCAGGGCGAGGCCUUUACUGUUGCCAGGAAUGAAAAGAUUCAGGCGCCUAUGGACUUUGCCAUCGUUAUGGGCUGGCAAUCUGUCAUGAAGGCCAUCUUCCCCGAUGACAUUGACGGUGACCUUCUCAAGCUCGUCCACCUUUCCAACGGCUUCCGCGUCAUGGAGGGUGUCGCUCCUCUCCGAGCUGGCGAUGUCUGCUCCGCCGAGGCCCGUGUCGUCUCUGUCAUCAACUCUGACAGCGGCAAGACUGUCAAGGUCAAGGGUUACGUCCUCCGAGCUGGCGAGCCCGUCAUUGAGAUCUCCUCCUCCUUCCUCUACCGAGGCAAGUUUGUCGACUACGAGAACACCUUUGAGACUGCCGACGAGUCCGACUACGUCGUUGAGCUCACCAAGGCCAACUCUGUCGGUAUCCUCCAGGCCAAGCCUUGGUUCGAGUGGGACGACGACUCUGUGCCCCUCGACGUUGGCACUACUCUUACUUUCAAGACCAAGUCCGAGUUGAGGUACAGGGACAAGACCACCUUCAGUGCCGUCAAGGUCACUGGUGCCGCCUUCAUCCGAGACAGCACCAAGGCGCUCAUCCAGGUUGCCACUAUCGACUACGAGGCCCACAACUUGCACGGAAACCCCGUCUUGGAGUACCUCAAGCGACACGGCCAGGCCAUUGGCAACCCUGUUGCUCUCGAGACUGGCUACUCUCUCAUUGAAGACCCCACCACUGCUGUCUUCACCACACCCGCCACCAACGAGCCUUACUCCAAGAUCUCUGGUGAUUUCAACCCCAUCCACGUCAACCCUUACUUUGCCAACCUCGCCUCUUUGCCCGGUACCAUUACCCACGGCAUGUGGUCCAGUGCUGCUACCCGAAAGUACAUCGAGAGCGUCGUCGCCAACAACCACCCCGAGCGAGUCAUCUCUUACGACGUCAACUUUGUCGGUAUGGUUUUGCCUGGUGAUGACAUCCAGGUCAAGCUUACCCACACUGCUAUGAGGGACGGCAAGAAGGUGAUCAAGGUCGAGUCCUUCAACCAGCGAGGCGAGAAGGUCAUCGACGGUACCUCUGAGGUUCUCCAACCCCCUACCACCUACGUCUUCACCGGACAAGGUUCUCAGGAGGUUGGUAUGGGUAUGGAGCUGUACGCCAGCUCUGAGGUCGCCCGUGCCGUUUGGGACGCUGCCGACGCGCACUUGACUUCCACCUACGGUUUCUCCAUUGUUGACAUUGUCAAGAACAACCCCAAGGAGCUCACCAUCCACUUUGGUGGUAUCAAGGGUCAGGCUAUCAGGCAGAGGUACAUGGACCUCACCUACGACACCAUCGACGAGAGCGGCGCGGUCAAGACUUUGCCCUUGUUCGGUGACAUUGACCUCUACACCACCUCUUACACCUUCUCUCACCCUCAGGGUCUUCUGUUCGCUACUCAGUACACUCAGAUCGCGCUUGUCGUGACUGAAAAGGCCGCCUUCGACGACAUGAAGGCCAAGGGUCUUAUCGACCAGAACGCUUCUUUCGCUGGUCACUCUCUCGGUGAAUACUCUGCUCUUGCCGCUAUUGCCGACGUUCUCCCCAUCUCCUCCCUCGCCGAUGUCGUGUUCUUCCGAGGUAUCACCAUGCAGCGUGCUGUCAAGCGUGAUGCCGAAGGCAAGUCUCAGUACGCCAUGAUGGCUGCCAACCCCUCUCGAGUUGGCAAGUCCUUCAACGAGAUGGCUUUGCGAGAGAUUGUCGACACCAUCAGCAAGCAAAAGUCUACUCUCUUGCAGAUCGUCAACUUGAACGUCGCCAACCAGCAGUACGUUUGUGCUGGUGAACUCCGAGCUCUUGCUGCUCUGACCAACGUACUCAACAUGCUCAAGGUGCAGAAACUCGACCUGGAGAAGCUCAGCACGAUGAUGAGCGUCGAGGAGCUCAAGGAGAAGUUGGCCGAGAUCAUUGACGGCUGCUGGGAGUUGAUGGAGGAGAAGGAGAAGAAGGACGGUUCCGUCAUCCUCGACCGAGGUUUCGCUACCAUCCCCUUGCCCGGUAUCGACGUUCCCUUCCACUCUAGGUACUUGUGGCCCGGAGUGAUGUCCUUCAGGAACUACCUCGUCAAGAAGAUCGAUCCUUCUCAACUCAACCCCGACAAGUUGAUCGGCAAGUACAUCCCGAACUUGAUCGCCGAGCCUUUCGAGGUCACCAAGGCUUACGUCCAGAAGAUCUUUGAUGAGACCGCGUCCCCUCGAAUGUCGUCUGUCAUCGAGAACUGGGAGAAGGAUGCUUGGGACUCGGCUGCUCAGAGGCAGAAGUUGGCUUACAACAUCUUGACCGAGUGUCUUGCUUACCAAUUCGCUUCCCCUGUGCGAUGGAUUGAGACCCAGGACGUCUUGUUCACCCAGGCCAAGUUUGAGAGGUUGAUUGAAGUUGGUCCUAGCCCUGUCCUUUCUGGUAUGGCUACUCGAACUCUCAAGGCCAAGUACGAGGCUCAAGAUGGUGCCACAUCUCUUGACCGUGCCAUCUUGUGUCACGCCAAGAACUACAAGGAGGUCUACUACGCCUUUGAAGAUGAGGCUGAGGAAGCUCCCGCCCCUGCCGCCGGUAGCUCUGCCCCUGCUCCCGCUGCCGCUGCCGCUCCUGUGGCCGCUGCUCCUGCGCCCGUGGCUGCUUCUGCUGGCCCCGCUGCCGCCGUCGAGGACGCCCCUCCCAAGGCCGUCGACACUGUCCGAGUAAUUGUCGCUCAGAAGCUUAAGAAGCAGGCUAGCGAGAUCCCUCUCAGCAAGUCCCUCAAGGAGCUCUCUGGUGGCAAGUCUACCCUCCAGAACGAGAUUCUCGGUGACUUGCAAGUCGAGUUUGCUUCUGCGCCUGAAAAGGGUGAGGACCUUCCUCUCGACGAGCUUGGUGCUGCUCUUGGUGUCGGCUACUCUGCCCUCGGCAAGCACUCUAUGUCUCUUACCAACCGUAUGAUCGCUUCCAAGUUCCCCGGUGGUUUCAACAUUACUGCUGCCCGAGGACACCUCAACAAGCAAUGGGGUUUGGGUCCUCUCCGAACCGACGCCGCCUUGUUCUUUGGUAUCGUCAGCGAGCCCCCUAAGCGACUCGGGUCCGAGGCUGAGGCCAAGGCGUUCCUCGAUACCCUUGCCCAGAGCUACGCUAGCUACAGUGGUAUCACGUUGUCUUCUGGUGCUGCUGCUGGCGGCGCUGGUGGCGCCGCGGGUGGUGGUGCGGUCAUGAACUCGGAGGAGUUUGACAAGUUUGUCUUGAAGCAGGAGGAGCAGGCUCAACGAGAGAUCGAGUUGUUGUCCAGAUACUUGGGCAAGGAUGUUCGAGCUGGCGAGAAGAAGGCCGACUUGGAGAAGGCUUCUGUCGAAGAACUCCAGGCCAAGAUUGACGCUAUCAAGCUUGAGCACGGUGAUGCUUACCUCGACGGUAUCUCUCCUGUCUUCUCGGCGCUCAAGGCGAGGACCUUUGACUCUUCAUGGAACUGGGUGCGACAAUCAUCCAUCCAAUUGUUCUACGACAUCAUCCAUGGUGAACUGGACCCCAGUACCGUGUUCAACGAUCCUCCGUGAGUACAGCUCGACAAUCGAUUGAGUUCUGUUGCUGAUUUUUACCAGGCGUUACCGUCCCAGCGCCUAGUGUGGUAGAGAAACAGGAAGCUUAUAGUAGUAGUGGAGUAGUGGUUCAGCAGACAAUAGAAUAGAAGGGUUUCAGGUUCUUACUCAUGACGAGCUACGGCUCAUGUUCUUUUUCUUAUCAUAUUUCUCCUUUUAUGUCGCAUAGAUAUCUUUCCCUAGUUCACAGUGUACAGCAACGAUGCAGGUCAAUCAGCAGAUUCCAGAAUAAAUG